AGACGAGUUUUGUAUGUCAUUGGUGUGGUAGCCGCAUUUCUCUGCUUCGCGGGAAGUUCAGCAACCUUUACGGCAAUAUUUGUUGUUUUUUGUUCUCACUGUUCAAGGCCUAACUCGUUAUUGGUAUGGUUAAAUGGCCUUGCAGCUGUAAGCUUAGCCGCCAUUGGAAUAACUAUCUUAUAUUUUGUAAUAUUUGGCUGCCGAGAAGGAGAUAACACUGAAAAUGAUGCUGACGUUGUCAUCUCCGAAAUUCCCGCUGAAGACGUGGAAAAAUCGCCAGCUCCUGUAAUUCCUUACAAUCACAUACCUCAUUAUUCACCGUUUGUACAACCCUCUUCAAGGGAUUUGCCAGAUUAUUUUACCACAAUACAAAACAGCAAUGGAGGGGAUUUACCGGAUUAUUAUAGUAUUCUUCAAAAGGGCAACGGAGCUCAGCUUUUUGCGGACGCUGAAAUCUCAGGAGACAUUACACCACCAUGUUACGAGAAAGCGCUUGAAAUGACUCGUUCUGGAACGGCAUGUGUUGACGUACGAUCUAGCAACAGUAUAUGACCUUUUGUUUGAGGAAAAGGUAUUAUCAUAAGCCAAAAUGGGACCAUUAUGACUCUUUGUAUUAUGUACCUUGACACCUGUCAGAUAGCUGCCGCAGACGUCAAGUCAAUAAUGGCAUUACUUUCACAAAAUUCGGUUGCUUUUUCCUCAGGGAAAGGAGAACGAGCAAAACGCGAGCGCGUGUGAAAAUCAGCCCCACGAGAAAGAAGAGACGCGGUGGGAGAGAGAAAAAUGACCACGUCUCUCGUCUCGCGUGGGGUGAUUUUCACGCGCGCUCGCGUUUCGCUCGUUCUACUAUCCCUGAGGAAAAAUGGGGACUACUCGUAGUCUAUGGUCCUACAUACACUUAGGCUAUACUCACCCCCACGGGUACCGGGUAGCUUCUCGUGCCGACAGGAAAAGCUAUCCAAUAACGUAAACCAAUCCGAUAUGUGACUCUCAGUCUUAAGAGAUCGGCGAGGGGCAGCAUCGCUCCGAAGGAGAAAUCGCGCCGAAAUCACCGUUCUUAUGUGUGAACUUAAGCCCUAUCUGGUGUGAUUUUCGUGAAAGUUGUCCAGUAUUGUGUGAACGCCUGACAGCCUGACAGACAGGAAGAACAAGAGGAGUUCACUUUGGAAACCAAAACAGUCCACCGUGCGCUAAUCAGGAUUUCUGAUGCUUGUUGAGAGAAACUGAGAAAGAAAAUAGCAUGAUAAUUUCUUUCACCUGUAAAACAAUAAAUGCAUGAUAACCGCUGCUCUUUUCAGAACCUAGUUCUCAGGACUUAAGGGGGAUGAAGGAUGAGGAACCCUGAAAACGAGAUUAUCACCCAGUCAUCAACCCCACAGUCCCACAAUCCCUUGUUGUCCUUGAAAUUCCCAUAAUUCUUGUUGCUUCGUUCAUGCUUAUGUAAGUUUUGUAUUUCUUGUCUUUUGCACUACGCAGACUAUCGCUAUUGUGGUGAAAAAAAUUUGAAAAUUGCCCGGCCCCUUAUUUACGGCCUUGAGGCACUUUCUGUACCAGAGUCUGCAAAACAUAUUAUUUUUAGUUUCUACGUGGCAUGCGCCCUUGUUGUCCAUUUUUGACCAUUUUUUUGAAUCGUGUUCUCAGGGUUUUACUCAUUGACUUCUCUCUCUAGGGAGUGAUUGUAACGGAUAAUAUGAGGGAUUUAUUUCACGAAAAACCGAGUUUUAAAAAGUUAUAGGCACAAAUGAUAAUAAAUUCUGUUCCUUGUGUCAAUGAAACAAAAGUGAAUGGAAGCCUCCAACAGAGACAUUCUUAGGGUCUUGUCACGCGUUCCUAGAAACCAAGGCCUCCUCGGUCAAAGCAUUUCACAACCUGAUAAUAAACGCACAGCCUCGUCCCCAGGGCGCUUUUCCCUGGCUUUGGAGGUGGGGUGCCCCAACUUCAAAGCCAAGAAAAAACGCCCUGGGGACGAGGUUGUGCAUUUCAGUAGCGAUUCAAUACGAAACAAACACUCGCUCGGAUCACGUGAUCCGAAACGCAUAGGCCGCGCGCAAUAAUGAGGCCUAGGGACAAGGCAAGAGCCGUCGUGGGAAGCUAUCGGCACUGUGUGGCAAUGGGCUAAUUUUUUUUUAGGCCAACAUUCGGCUAACUAUAUGGCCCGCCCGAGCUAUACUGUACUGUGAUGGAAAUGAAAAUCACGAUACUUGUCUUAGCCAAUAGACAAGGAGCCAAAAGGAGAUAAAAUAAACUUAGUCCUUCGAUUCUCUUAUGCUCGACUUUAUUCUCAUCCUAAGAGACGAAAACUUUGUCGCUGAAAUUUAUGCUGUCAAAAAUUCAGGCAUUUAUCAGGCCUGGGCUAAUACGGUAAGGUAACUGUAACCUAAGAUCAAGCUCUAUUUUCGUUUCGCUUUGAAAAUUACAUUCCGGCCGGCAAGGCGAAACGAAACGGUAGCCGUUAGAGAGAAUGUACGAGCACCGCUAAAACUGGGCCUGAUCUCAGGUUACCGCAGUUACGAAAAUGAAAGGGCCAUCAUGUUCCUUUCAAACUAUCAUAAGAAGCUUCAAAUUAUUGUCUGGUACCGUUCCCACUAAAUCUUUCAAAAAUGUCACAAUAUAUUGAGGCAGACCUGUCAUGGAAAUGGCCCAAGUGUGGAAGAAGGCUUUUAUAUGCAGUCUUAUCGCUGUUCUGUUUCAUGGCAUGUGCAGUAGCUUUUAUUAUGGGAUUUAUGAUGUUUUGUCCAGAUUGUGCAUCUCCAAACACGCUUUUACUGUGGGUACAUUUGGUAGGUGCCUUUCUGUUAUUCGCCAUUGGAAUGAAGACAUUGGUCACGAUAACAUUCAGCAGAGGAAGGCAAAACACUCCUCCAGCUCGGGUUCUCAUUUCUGACGCUCGUACGGGAGAUUUGGAGGAUUCACCCGCCAUUCUUUCUACCCAUCGCAUACCUCGUCGUUUACUGUUUGUUGUAAACCCACUACAUAAUCUAGUACCUCGGCAAAACCAGGCCACUGAAGAUCUUUCUUGGAGAGAUUUGCCGGAUUAUUUCACUGCUCUACAGAACAGUAAUGACGCACGUGUUGGGGAAACGCAUUUCAACGAAGCAUUUUGCACAGAAUACGUGCCCACAACUCCACCUCCAUGUUACGAAGAAGCGCUUGAAAUGACACUGAUAGCAAUAUCU
This is a messenger RNA of Porites lobata, 3176 nucleotides long. The record is from the annotation of a GenBank genome assembly. NCBI's taxonomy places the organism in Eukaryota, Metazoa, Cnidaria, Anthozoa, Scleractinia, Poritidae.